This is a messenger RNA of Procambarus clarkii (red swamp crayfish), 1851 nucleotides long. RefSeq lists its product as uncharacterized. Lineage: Eukaryota; Metazoa; Arthropoda; Malacostraca; Decapoda; Cambaridae. The record is from RefSeq and is a predicted model, not a curated record.
CUAAGCAGAGAACGAGGCUAGCGUCGCUCCUCCCUGCAUCCCCUUGUGUUCGUCCUGGUGCUGUGUGAUGUGCGGGGCGUUUAACGAAAGCAGUGCUAUAUAGACUGUCAGGGGGGGAGAAAGGGGCAACAAAUCCUGCAAAUUGUAUGCUGAAAAGUAGCAAGUUAGCGCAGAAAAUCAGCUCAGUGUUGGUGGUGUUCUGGAGGUGGCCUGGUUGUGGUGGCGCUGUGUAGGGGAGGUUGCCUACUUUCCUGAACAUUUUACAAACUUCUCCCAUCUUAUUUUCUCCUCAUCACCGCCUACAAAUAAACAUUCAAGUGACAUCACUUCGAAAUAAUCAAAUAGAAUAGCAGUAUUUACAUACAUAAACACAUAUAUAUAAAUGUAUAUAUAUUUAUAUAUUUUAAUAGACGAAGCAGUCAGCGACGGCAUCCGGGGAACGUUCUCCCGUCAUCAAGCUCCGCCCCGUGACGUCACCUAAGUAAACAGACCGGAUCGAGGCUCUCUACCUGGCGCCAAGUAUCGUCUUCGCCUGUCUCCAGCUCCAAGGAAACUGUAGCAAGAUGUAUAGCAGCGGAAACUACCCGGGGGGGACGGCAGUGAUGGUGGUACGAACGCGGAGGUUCGGUUUCAUCGAGAAGGCCACACCAGAUUACUUCCGCCAGGGCGUCCAGAUUGGCUGUAUGGUACUGACAUUCCCCAUGGUGGUCUUCCUGGGUAUGUUUGGCAUACUCCUCAUCUUCUUGGGCACCAUAGCUGUCGGCAUAUUCAGACAUAUCUCAAAUUUGCGGUUUAACUCCGAAAAAGGCUUUGACGGGGUGCAGAUUGUCGACAUUAUACUCCUGACGUCUGGCAUAAUCAUUGUGUUAUCGUGCAUCACCGUGUGUAUCUAUGCACGUUGGAAGUACAGAAAUUACCGCCAACAAGUUGUAGACAGCCCGGAAAGAGUCAUGAGUUCAAAUCUGCACCAGUCAAACUCCUAUCCAGUUCAGCAGUCUUCAUGUUCAGUUCAACAAGCCUCCUAUCCAGUUCAACAAGCCUCUUACCCAGCUCAGCAAACCUCCUUUCCGGGACAACCAACAGGCCAUCCAGCUCAGGAAGCCUUCUAUCCGGCUCAACCAGCUUCAGCUUUUCCGGGUCAGCCAGCCACUUAUCGAGGUGAACCAUGCCAACCACCUCAAGCUAGAACCAUAUUGGUGAGCUACGGAUUGAUGCAACCAGGCGAGUUAGCUCCUCUAGCGACUGCAAGCAGCAGUAACGCCACGAUGGACUACCUUCCUGGACCUAUGCAUGUGCCCCUUGCUGAAGAAUACCGGCCUCCACCUGCCUACGCUCCGGAUUCCAGUCCUCCUCCUUAUACACCAUAAGAGAUGUUCUGGAUAUAUGUGUGUGUGUGUGUGUGUGUGUGUGUGUGUGUGUGUGUGUGUGUGUGUGUGUGUGUGUGUGUGUGUGUGUGUGUGUGUGUGUGUGUGUGUGUGUGAGUGCGCGUGUAAGUUUGAGUGCGUAUUUCCGAGAUUUGAUUAUCAAAGCUCCAACUUUAAGUAACGGAUUUCUCAUAAUCAUUUAAGCAAGCGUGUAUCUUCACCUUUUAAAUCUAGAAAGCAUAACAUACCACAUAUGCGAGAAGAUUUAAAGGCCCAAUCAACUUGGAUAUUAUCAAGGUGGAUGGAAGCCCAGUAUGAAAUGCAAAGCCAAUCUGAUAGAGUGCCUCCAACAGUGUAACCCAAGCAGUGGCAUAAACUCCAUUGUCUUUCCCUGUUUGUGUUUAUGUUGGGACACUAGCACAACCAAUACCAAGGAGGUGUGUUAGUAUGUAUAUAUUUACACAUACACAUAUUAUAUAUAUAUAUA